UUUUUACAAAAUUUUCUUUUAUACAUUUCCAGAGUCGGAGAUCGGAUAGUGAACCUAUAAGUAUGAGUUAUUCCGAUGCGCCUUUGGAUCUUUCCCCCUUGAAACCAACAAAGGACGACAGCGGAAUUUCUGUUAAUAAUGAGAACGGUUACCAGAAUCUUAACGGUUCUCCUACAGUUUCCCAAGAAAAUGAUAUUCGAACAAAGGAGAAUUUUCCUUCAUCAGCCCCUCCUUCUCCAGGAGGAAGAAGUCGGCCAAGCUCCUUCAACAAAGACAUCAGAUUUAAAAAUUUAUUGGUAAUUCCACCUUCUGGGCCUUUUGUGAACCUCAGCCCAAGACCUUUAAGACGGGCGUUGUCAGCGAGAGGACUCAAUGAUUUCAAUGCAGGGUCCAUGAGCCCAAGGGUUCGGAAGAAUACGGGAGGAUCAGGUUUCAGUAUUAACGGAGAUUUCUAUGGAGACAGUAUUUCUGCGGUCAAUGUGCCUGUAGGAACAGAUGUAGGAAGCAGGCACAAAGAAAGGCCUGGAUUAUCUAUACUAAUGAGUGGUAUUUAUGCAGUCUUCUUGGCUAUGCUUGGUGCCAUUAUAUACAUUAAUGAUCAGCACAGGGAGCACAGAAUUCUUUCAGAGGCUUUUAGCAUCACGAUAUCUGGCAUGGGAAUACUAUGGUUGCUUAUUUUUCACGUGGAUCUUUGCUUAUACAAAAGAGAAGUUUUGAAGCAAUUGAAAGAACGAGAGGAUGCAAUGCAAGAAGCAAGUGACAGGUUUAGCACAGCAACAGAAUUUAUUUUCAACACAUACGACUUCUCGUCACAAAAUGCUUCAGAUGAAAAGAAGUUCACACCUCCUCCUUACAGGUUUUUAAUGGGUAGACAUAGUGGAAGUUUUUAUUUGAAGAUUGGUUCCGCAGCAUUUUGCUUCGGAUAUCUAAUUUAUCAAGGCCUGCAAUUAGGACAGCACAUUUUGAACUUCGUCGAUGAUGAAAAAAAGCAUCUGAAUUGCUCUAGAACCUCAUCUGUAGUUCUGCAUAUUAUGGCACCAUUAUAUGCCUUUUACCAGCUAUUUAUUACUUUCAAAUAUUCGAACAUCGUUAUCAACCGCAUGAAAAGUCUAGCAAGGUUUGGCAUAAUGCAUCUCAUCGCAACAUGCCUAUGCAACUGGUUUAGCACUAUAGUGGAAGAAGCAGUUGAAGAUUAUAAUCAUAAGAGUGGCAAUCUGACUAAUGAUACCCCAACAUCCGAAUUUGAUAUUGCAAGCUUCCACAUCACAGUGCAUAGAAGAGAGAACUGGAUUAAUCCAUACCACUGUCGAGAAGAUUCCGUGCUUUCAACGCGAUCAAUGAGCCUCAUACCUUACCUAUACCCAUUUGCAAUCGAAUAUAAUCUGCUUCUGGCUGGAGUUUGGUUUAUAGUUUGGCAUAACAUUGGCAAAGAACACAUGAAUUCAAAUCCUCAUCAUUUACGGCAUACUAUUUCACAAGACGAAUGUGGGAGCGAUGAAAUUGCUUACCAGAGCAAUUUAGUUAUUAAUGCUGAUUGUCAUUCUGCAAAUAAAGGCCUAUUUAUCGGCCUUUUCCUACUACUUACAAUUAUAGUUACAGUUAUCGUUUUCUUCGUUGCUAUGUCUACACAUGGAUAUGAGGAGAAAGCAGUAUCAAUACAUACCGGACAAGAAGGCAUACUAACAGUAAUUGGACUAGUUUCAGUUUGUGUUGCCUUCUACCAGAUCCAUAAGCUUGACAUAAGUGAACAUCCUAUAACAUUCCUUGACGAUGUUCUUUUAUUUGUACCACUUCCAUUUUAUUUCGUGCAUGGCAUUAUGUCCAUUAUGGCAGAAGUUGCAAAUCAAAAUUAUACCCGACUUGCAGUUCAUACUUUAGUUACUGUUCAAGUAGUAGUUCAAACACCUUUUAUUAUAGAUGGCUUAAGGAGAUGUAGCAAUUCUCAAAGUCUCCGAUACAAAAAACCAGGAAGGGAAGUAAUAACUUUCCUUAUCAUCCUAAACCUUACUUUAUGGGUUGUUAACACAUUUGAACUAAAAAGUGUUGAACACCAUCAUGGGCAAGAAGAAUACUUCGGUGAUCUCGUUUGGAUGUUCAUUGGGCAUACCACAUUACCCCUAAUGCUGUUUUAUCGUUUUCAUUCAUCAGUUUGCCUUGCAGAUAUGUGGAAAUCAGCUUAUGAAAAAGAAACUUCUCAAUAAUAAAACAGUUAAUUAGAGCGGUGAUAAUACUUAAGUAAAACUUGCUAUAUUGUUCGUAUGAUGAUAAUUAUGAUUCAUAUCCACAAUGCCGUAGACACACAAGCAUUUUCCCAUCUCUCCAUAUUUUUGUGUUAAAUAAAGAUUUUUAACUAAACCAA
Stegodyphus dumicola is the source of this 2359-nucleotide messenger RNA. Its product is annotated as proton channel OtopLc-like. Gene Ontology annotation, molecular function: proton channel activity. Gene Ontology annotation, biological process: proton transmembrane transport. NCBI's taxonomy places the organism in Eukaryota, Metazoa, Arthropoda, Arachnida, Araneae, Eresidae. Gene Ontology annotation, cellular component: membrane. The record is from RefSeq and is a predicted model, not a curated record.